AUGAGUAAUCAUAAAACACUUGAUACGGUAGACGCAUUUAAAUUAAAUGCUAGCGCUGCCACCAGGAAUUAUGCUUGUAAACCUCGUAUAGAUUAUCGAACCGUCGCCAGUGUAAAUGGGCCACUUGUAAUUUUAGACCAUGUCAAGGUCCCGAAAUUUGCAGAAAUUGUAAACUUAACUUUACCCGAUGGGACACGACGCGCUGGGCAAGUUCUUGAAGUUCAGGGCAAAAGAGCGAUUGUGCAGGUUUUUGAAGGCACCCCAGGCAUAGAUGCAAAAGCAACUCAUGUUGAAUUCACUGGUGAUACGCUUCGAAUUCCGGUUUCUGAAGAUAUGUUGGGUCGAAUUUUUAAUGGAUCGGGAAAAGCUAUCGAUAAAGGCUCACCAAUUAAUCCAUAUUCACGUAUCUAUCCCGAGGAAAUGAUACAAACUGGUAUUUCUGCUAUUGACACUAUGAACUCUAUUGCCCGAGGGCAAAAAAUACCAAUUUUCUCGGCAUCUGGUUUACCACAUAACGAAAUUGCUGCUCAGAUUUGUCGUCAAGCAGGUCUUGUCAAAAAGCUCGAUAAGGGAAUACAUGAUGAUCAUGAGGAUAACUUCUCGAUUGUAUUUGCUGCAAUGGGUGUUAAUAUGGAAACUGCACGUUAUUUUAAACAAGAUUUCGAAGAAAAUGGAUCAAUUGAGCGUGUUACUCUGUUUUUAAAUUUAGCUAAUGAUCCGACUAUCGAGCGUAUUAUCACGCCUCGUCUAGCAUUGACUACAGCUGAAUAUUAUGCCUAUCAACUGGAAAAACACGUUCUUGUUAUUUUGACAGAUAUGAGUUCAUAUGCUGAUGCCUUGCGUGAAGUUUCCGCAGCACGAGAAGAAGUACCUGGACGUCGUGGCUACCCAGGCUAUAUGUACACAGAUUUAUCCACAAUAUAUGAAAGAGCUGGGCGUGUUGAAGGCAGAAAUGGAAGUAUAACACAAAUUCCCAUUUUAACGAUGCCUAACGAUGAUAUUACGCAUCCAAUUCCCGAUUUGACAGGAUACAUUACGGAAGGGCAAAUAUUUGUAGAUCGACAAUUACAUAAUCGUCAAAUAUAUCCACCUAUCAAUGUCUUGCCAUCUUUAUCUCGUCUAAUGAAAUCUGCUAUCGGUGAAGGCAUGACUAGGAAAGAUCAUGCAGACGUUUCUAAUCAAUUGUAUGCUAAAUAUGCUAUCGGAAGAGAUGCGGCGGCUAUGAAAGCUGUAGUUGGUGAGGAAGCUUUGAAUCAAGAAGACAAACUUUCUUUAGAAUUUUUGGAAAAAUUUGAAAAAACAUAUAUAGCACAAGGUCCAUACGAAUCUAGAACCAUUUACGAGGGAUUAGAUCUUGCUUGGUCCCUUCUGCGUAUAUUCCCAAAGGAGAUGUUAAAUCGUAUACCGCAAAAAAUUUUACAAGAAUACUAUCAACGUGAUCGAAAACCAAAGGGCAAACCAAGCAACAAAUCAACUGCUACGAAUGAUGAGACCCGGGGCGUUAAAAAGCUGGUUGAGAAUGAACUAACCAAAGAAGUUUUCGCUAAAGGUAAUCCUGGACACGUCCGUGUCAUUGUAGGACCCGUUCCACCAAAUGUUAACGAAAUUACAAAUGGAAUGCAUGGGUUACAUAUACGUAAAGGCGAUUGGACUUUGGACGAGCGAUUAAAAUUAUUACUGGGUGUGUUAAUUAAAAAUCUACCACAUCGUGCUGAUCCAAUCGCAGGAGUUCCAGAUGUUGUCGCAAAUGUUCCAGAUAUGAUCGCAAAUAUUCCCGACUUGGGAGAUAAGAAAGGAACUCGUGAAGGGCGAUUGGAAUUAUUGGAAGCGUUAUUGGAACGUAUGCUUCAAGUAUCGGAUUUAAAAUGGGAAGGAAUGGAAGGUAUUGUUGGAUCAAGAACUCGUAUUGGUUGCAAAAGCCAAUGGCAUGAUCAGGCUAAGAAAAAGAAAUUAAGUGAUUGGUUAUUUAAAGAUGAUUGA
Messenger RNA from Ambispora leptoticha, 1980 nucleotides. Lineage: Eukaryota; Fungi; Glomeromycota; Glomeromycetes; Archaeosporales; Ambisporaceae. The record is from the annotation of a GenBank genome assembly.